Phyllotreta striolata is the source of this 432-nucleotide messenger RNA. Lineage: Eukaryota; Metazoa; Arthropoda; Insecta; Coleoptera; Chrysomelidae. The record is from the annotation of a GenBank genome assembly.
AUGUUUUUUCCAAAAUUGUUCCUCUUUAGUGCGUGCAUAUUCCACCUGAAUUACUGCUUCGAGGAGCAACCGAAUUUGUUUCUAACGGCGGCCAAAAGCGUGCCCAGGAUCGGCAGGAGCAACAAGGACACUACGGAUUUCGAGAAAUUCUUCCUGAAGGCAUCCAAAUCCGUGCCCAGAAUCGGGCGAAGAAAUGAUUUCAUCUUCUUCCAUUCAAUUAAUUCUAACUUCCAGAACCGUUACGAUGAAAUCGAGAAAACGUACAUGCAACCGAAAAAUUUCAAGUUUCCUUCAUGGACGGAGAUAGCCGACAGAUACGAGCACGAUCCGGAGUUAUUCUCGAAUCCUCAAAUACUGUACGAGAUGGAGAAAAUGCUGGGAGACGAUCCCAACGCCUACGAAUGGAACGAAGUGAGAACAAAACGCGGUUAA